AUGUCACUUUACGAAGCAGCCGAUGGUAUUCUGGAGACCCAUGUCACUUGGGAAGACGUCGAGAAGUCUAUGCAGCAGUCUUUGGGGACACAUGCAAAGUUUGGAGAGAAUAGGAAAGUGACUAAUAUUAGUGAUAUGAAGGGAUUCAUGUCUCGAAUCGCCAUGGUAGAGCCGGAUUGGAUCAACGUGGAAGAGGGGAAAACUCUUCCGCACAAGUUUGCGGUGAAGAUCUCCACUCAAAUUGCUCUUCUAGCCCUUUCCAAGGUGCUCAUGUUCGAUGGAGAAGGAGGAUUCGGAGAGGAGAAAUUGAAGAAACUGGGAGUGGUGACAAGAGAGUGUCAUAAUCGGGAAGUGGAUAGUUAUAAGCUUCUGAAGAGAUUCAACCAUCCGGAUAUUCCGUAUUUGAAGGUCUACGCCAUGAAGAAAUUCUCCGAUGAGCACGAUCUCAAAGGAUUCCUGAUAAUGGAAUUCGUACCAAAUAUCUAUUCUCCUGGUAUGCAUGUCCCUAUUCCAGCAGAUGAACUUGUAACACUAAUCCGUGGAAUCUCUACAUUCUCGGCACUCAGUGAAUCCUUGUCCCCCGAAGAGAAAAAGUUCGCAGGAGGAUCCGACUACCUGGAGAGAAUGUUUAAGGAAGUAUUCACAAGCGAUAGUCUCAAAACUCAUUUUAGUAAGAUGUACGCGGUGUUCGGAGAGGAAAAGCAUAAGCAAGUUGACAAAUUGGUUGACACAUUUAUACAUUAUGAAUCUCUUCUAAAAAAGUAUUCCGAGAUUUCCGAGUUGUUAGGCCACAAGCUUGUCUUUAACCAUGGUGACUUGUGGCAAUCAAACAUGAUUCAUACAAAGGAUGAGGAUGGGAAAAUGAAGUUGGUUGCAAUGAUCGAUUGGCAGAGUACAUCAAUACUUCCACCUGGUUUGGACACUUCCAGGCUUAUGAUGGGGUGUCUUUCGACGGAGGACCGCCGUGAAAAAGGACCGGAACUCUUGAGACUCUACCAUCAGACGUUCACAGAGGUCCAUGGCCAAGAGCUUUUCUCAUUCGAAGAACUACAAGACUCGUAUAAUCUUCACUUUCCAAUGGCUGCAAUGCUAAUUAUCCCUGGUUCGAUAUCCUUCAUGGCAAACGGAGAAAUGACUGAAAAUGAGAAAGAGGAGACAUUACAGAAGGUCAUUGCACUUAUGGAGGAUGUACUAGAAGUUCAUGAGUUGAAUUUGAAAAAAUUCCCCGAUUUUAUGAGAGUUUAA
Molecule: messenger RNA, 1245 nt
Organism: Caenorhabditis remanei
Lineage: Eukaryota; Metazoa; Nematoda; Chromadorea; Rhabditida; Rhabditidae
Exons: 4
Coding region: 1-1245 (414 amino acids)
Source: RefSeq, a predicted model, not a curated record